This is a messenger RNA of Lucilia sericata (common green bottle fly), 922 nucleotides long. Its product is annotated as protein I'm not dead yet-like. Gene Ontology annotation, molecular function: succinate transmembrane transporter activity; citrate transmembrane transporter activity. The record is from RefSeq and is a predicted model, not a curated record. The annotation marks the transcript as partial. Gene Ontology annotation, biological process: monoatomic anion transmembrane transport; citrate transport. The transcript is spliced from 6 exons. Lineage: Eukaryota; Metazoa; Arthropoda; Insecta; Diptera; Calliphoridae. Gene Ontology annotation, cellular component: membrane.
UCUUUUUAGUUAACUACAAAUUUAGUUCAAAAUGGAGAUUGAGGCGGGUGAGAGAGCCCCAUUAUCGGGGUGCAGUAAAGUAACCACAUUUAUUGCCAACCACUGGAAAGGUUUAGUCGUAUUUCUAGUGCCUCUAUUAUGUUUACCUGUGAUGUUAAUGAAUAAUACUCCUGAAUAUCGUUGUAUGUACCUGCUUAUUGUUAUGGCUAUAUUUUGGGUAACUGAAGCCUUGCCCCUCUAUGUCACCUCAAUGAUUCCAAUUGUAGCGUUUCCUGUAAUGGGUAUAAUGAGUUCCGAUCAAACGUGUAGAUUAUAUUUCAAAGAUACACUUGUAAUGUUUAUGGGUGGCAUUAUGGUCGCCUUAGCUAUUGAAUAUUGUAAUUUACAUAAACGUUUAGCUUUGCGCGUUAUACAAAUUGUUGGCUGCAGUCCUAGAAGAUUACACUUUGGUUUAAUUUUCGUUACCAUGUUCUUGUCCAUGUGGAUUUCGAAUGCUGCCUGUACCGCUAUGAUGUGUCCCAUUAUUCAGGCCGUUUUGGAGGAAUUACAACAGCAAGGUCUUUGCAAAAUGAAUCGUGAACCACAAUAUCAAAUUGUGGGCAACAAUAAGAAGAAUGGUGAAGAAGAACCACCAUAUCCUUCCAAAGUUACCUUAUGCUAUUUCUUGGGUGUUGCCUAUGCCUCCUCCAUGGGUGGUUGCGGUACUGUUAUUGGCACUGCCACCAACUUAACCUUCAAGGGUAUCUAUGAAAGUCGUUUCCCCACCUCUACCGAAACUUUGGAUUUCCCCACUUUUAUGUUCUAUUCCGUGCCCUCUAUGUUGAUUUAUACUGGUUUAAUGUUCUUGUGGCUGCAGUACCACUAUAUGGGCUUAUUCCGUCCCAAGAGCAAAGAAGCUGAGGAGGUUAAAUUGGGUAAUCAG